Antechinus flavipes (yellow-footed antechinus) is the source of this 799-nucleotide messenger RNA. RefSeq names its product deoxyuridine triphosphatase (gene DUT). Gene Ontology annotation, biological process: dUMP biosynthetic process; dUTP catabolic process. The transcript has 7 exons. The coding region runs from base 143 to 724 and encodes 193 amino acids. Gene Ontology annotation, molecular function: magnesium ion binding; dUTP diphosphatase activity. NCBI's taxonomy places the organism in Eukaryota, Metazoa, Chordata, Mammalia, Dasyuromorphia, Dasyuridae. The record is from RefSeq and is a predicted model, not a curated record.
AUAAAAUGGUGACCUCAAUUGAGACUCACCAUCCCUUUUAGAUGGCCGACCGUAAAGUCAGCCGAUCCUCCCCACCUUACACAUAGUCAUCUAUCUGCCCAGACCUUCUCCCCGCCCCCCUAACUAAAGGCCUACGUCUGCCAUGCUGCACCGGGAGCUCAGGCGGCUUUUCCACAUUUCUUUCAGCUACUCUAGGCCGGGAUGCGGGGAAGCUAAGAUGCCCUGUUCCGAAGCGAUCCCCGCCGGCGUCUCCCCCAGCAAGCGGGCCCGGCCUGCAGAGCCAGAGCCGGAGGGCCCUGUGCGCCUCCGCUUCGCCCGCCUCUCGGAGCACGCCACGGCCCCCUCCAAGGGGUCGGCACGGGCUGCGGGCUAUGACUUGUACAGUGCCUACGAUUAUACCAUACCAGCCAUGGAGAAAGCCCUGGUGAAAACAGACAUUCAGAUUUCUCUCCCUCCUGGGUGUUAUGGCAGAGUUGCUCCACGUUCUGGCUUGGCUGCAAAACAUUUCAUUGAUGUAGGAGCUGGUGUCAUAGAUGAAGAUUACAGAGGAAAUGUUGGUGUUGUACUAUUUAACUUUGGCAAAGAAACAUUUGAAGUGAAAAAAGGUGACCGUAUUGCACAGCUGAUUUGUGAACGGGUUUUUUAUCCAGAACUUGAAGAAGUCCAAGGCUUAGAUGACACUGAACGUGGAGCAGGAGGUUUUGGUUCUACUGGUCAGAACUAAAAUUAUAUAAUAAAAAUAGAUGUAGCAAUUUUCUUCCUAAAACAUUUCAUAAAAUAAAUUUCCACUUCUGGUGUA